Messenger RNA from Pseudopipra pipra, 2240 nucleotides. It is a transcript of the gene SFTPC, whose product is annotated as surfactant protein C. Gene Ontology annotation, biological process: respiratory gaseous exchange by respiratory system. The record is from RefSeq and is a predicted model, not a curated record. Gene Ontology annotation, cellular component: extracellular region; alveolar lamellar body. Bases 243 to 1844 code for a protein of 533 amino acids. The transcript is spliced from 10 exons. Lineage: Eukaryota; Metazoa; Chordata; Aves; Passeriformes; Pipridae.
CCCGGGCCGGGGUGUGGAGGGCGGGCACGCUCUGCUGCCCGCUGUUUGCCUUGGCACCCACCCUCCGCUGCUGGACAAGUGCCGGGAAAGGGCCCUCGGAGGUUUCGUGUCCCCUCCCUGGCUCUUCAAACAGCACAAGUGGCACCUUGGCAGCCGGGGCGGCCACAACUUCCCCCCACCCAUCCGUGACCAUAUAAAUCCCCCCGGCCGCGGCUGGCAAAGGGACAGCAGCACCCGGCGAGAUGGACGACAGCUCCAAGGAGGCGCUGAUGGAGGAGGCACCCCCGAGGUACACGGAGUCCCCCCGCCUGCCCUGCGUCCCCCACCAGCUCAAGUGCGUCCUGAUCGCCGUGGUGGUGGUGGUGGUCCUCGUGGUGGUCAUCGCCGCCUUCCUCCUCCUGGGGCUGCACAUCACCGAGGCACACGCGGAGACGGUGCUGCGAAUGACCAUCCACGGGCUGGAUGGCGAAGGGACCCCCCAGCGCCUCUCCAUGAGCAAGAAGGAAAGGACCGGGACGUUCUGGGUGCGGGACGGGCUCAACGCCUCGGCCACGGUGGUGUACGACUACAGCAAGCUGCUGGUGGGCUACAGGUCCUGGCGGCACCGCGCCUGCUACAUCACCCGCGUGGCCAGGGACAACUUCCCGGGGCUGGACGCUGUCACCAACACCUUCCAGCGCCGGCAGGCUGAGGAGGUUGGGGACAGCGCCGUGCCCCUGGCCGACCGCUCCAUCCUGGGCACCACCAUCAACAUCCUCUGCAGCACCGUGCCCGUGUACUGGGCAUACCACGGCCGGAUGCUCCACCCUGGAGGGUUUGCUUUGGCCCUGACCCCUCGCUCCUGGGCAGCAGAGAGCUCCUCGUGCCCGGGGACAAGUGUCCUCGCCCGAGUGCCCUGGGAGCCUCUUGACCUGCGUGUUCCCAGGAGGAUCCAGCUGGGAGUGGGCGUUGGGCAAACACCAGUGAAGAGGGUCACAUGCCAGAGCCCGACUGCACCGCUGGGGACACCAAACCCUUCACAGGGGCCGCUCCUGUCCCCACCCCAGUGCCCCGGUAUAAAGCACCCAGUCCCUGCAGGCAGGCCGGGCUGGGAGGUGGAGGAGGAGGAAGAAGAGGAGGAAGAGGAGGAGGAGGCUGCCAUGGAGAGCAGCAUGAAGCAGGUGGUGGUGGAGGAAGAAGAGGACUCGGAGCAGGGGUGCUGCUGCCCAGGCUGCUGCUUGCCCUGCACCAUGUGCUGUGCCAAGUGCUGUGCCAGGUGUGCCCAGUGCUGCUGCCUGCCCAAGUGCUGCAAGUGCCCCAAGCUUCCCGGCUGCUCCGGCUGCUGCGGCUGCUCCGGCUGCUUCGGCUGCCUCAGGAAGUCCCUGUGCUUCGUCCCUCGCCUGCUGUGCUACCUGCCCCGCAAGCUGCUGGGCUGCCACCACCUGCGGUGCCUCCUCAUCGUGGUGGUGGUGGUGGUGCUGCUCGUGGUCAUCAUCGCCGGUGCCCUGCUCAUGUGGCUGCACGUCGACCAGAGCCACGCCGACACCGUGCUGCGGAUGGGUUUGUGGGGAGGGUCGGCCCGGGAAGAGGACGCUGCCACCUUCUACCUGGACAGCGGGGACGGGAACGUGGCCACCGUCAUCUAUGACUACAGGAAUCUGCUGGUGAGCUACAGAUCCCGCCUGCACCGCGCCUGCUUCGUCACCCGCGUGGACAAGGACAACAUCCCGGGGCUGGACACGGUGGCCGAGACCUUCCAGCGCCGGCAGGACGAGCAGAGGAUCUCCCUGCCCCUGGCCGACCGCUCCCUCCUGGGCACCACGGCGAGCAUCCUCUGCAGCGCCCUCCCCGUCUACUGGGCUUAGCCCCGCUGGGUGAGCGGGAAGGGUGGGCAGGGGGCGCUGGGGGACCCGCACCCACCCACCAGCGCCCUCACAGCGCCGGCUUUGCCUUGCAGCACCCCCCGACAGACACAGCACUGCCGCAGCCCCUCUGGAAGCAUCAGCGAUAUCCCUCCCCCCCCGCCCUGCCCACCCCGAUUUUGGGGCGCGGGGGUGGGCAGGGGGCCGGGGGGUUCAGCGUUGGAGGGGCGCGGGGGGGGUUGGGGGUCCCGCACAGGCGGUGCCGGGGGUGGGGGCGGAGGGUGGGUGUCUGCGCCGCGCCGGGGGGGACAGCUGGUUUGUCACUUCAGUCUUCUCAGCUUCGCCAAACCCGAGUGCAAAAAAACGAGCUUAAAAAAAAACAUGACAUUUAAAAGAAAA